AAUCCAUAGUAAGCGUACGAGGGUAUGAGGGUAGGGGGAGAGAAGGAGAGCGCGUGAUUUCAGGGAAAAUUGAGUCAGCAGCAGUGAAACGCCGCCGCUUAUUAUAUAAACCAAAAUCAGGGCCCUCCCCAGCAGUAGUGUCCGCAAACGCCAUCUCAAUUCCGGGCGGUCGCAACUCUUUUCACCCCCCUACCCUUCCCUUCCCAUUUAAUUACUAUUAUUAUUUCCCAACAUUAAAAAACACUGCGCUGUUCCUCAUUGACGGCGACGCUUUCGUCAAACUAACUCUGUCCACACCCACCAGGCCCCAUAUUUCUUUUCCUCUUUUUAGAAACGAACGCGUUAACUCCCUCAUUUUCAUCCUCUUCUCUAUUUCUCCUCCGCCGUACGUAGCUGCUGUAGAAUUCUUGGUGCUGGGGAUUAAACUGCGAUAAUGGGUGGUUGUUUGUCUUCUGAAUCCGGCGAUUCAAGUCGUCGUCUCAAGCCCUCUGCUGCUAAUGUGGUUUUAGCCAACGGAGAAUUGCGCCAGUACUUUCUCCCCAUAACUGUCUCUCAAGUUCUCCACUCCCAAAAUUCAUCUCCCGAUGCCUUCUUCCUCUGCAACUCCGACAAUUUGUAUUUCGACGAUUACAUACCAUCUCUCCUGCCCCACGACGAACUGGAGCCUGCUCAGAUCUACUUCCUGCUGCCUACAGCCAAACUUCAGUAUCGGCUUGCUGCCUCCGACAUGGCCGCCCUAGCCGUCAAGGCUAGCGCUGCGCUCGAGCAGAUCAACGCUUCCAAUAGUCGACGGAAGAGAAAAACUCGGAUUUCACCGGUGUUGGUGUCGGAGGAGGAUCCGCAGUCAAAUCAUACCGUAAAUCAGAACAAGAUUAGUGGGGGGGUUAAGAAUAAUUACAAAAGCAAGUCGUCGUCGUCGUCGUCAUGGGGGGUGCUGGGGUUAUCGAGGUCGGGUUCAGUGAGGAAGUUAACGAGAUACUCUUCUAGACGAGCGAAAUUGGCGGUUCGGUCAUUCAAGAAUAAGCUGAGCACCAUAUAUGAAGGAUCGGUGCAUGCUCCGCCGCAUCCCCCACCCCAGCAGCAAUCACUAAUGGUUUAUUGAAGCAAAAAUAUUAUUAAGGGAGGGGAUCGAGUUUCCUUGAUAAAAUAAAAUUAUUUAUUCUUUUCUGCCUCGUCUUCUUAGUUUUUUCUUUUUACUUUAGGGGGGUAAAAUGAAGAAGGAUUCUCGAUUCUUCUGAGUAAAAACUUGGCAUAAAUUAAGCGAGACGCAGUGUAUGUGUACAUGUAGGUGCGUGUUCCCUUGUUCGUCUCAUGAGUGAUUUACAUUAUUUGUUUUUGUGAAUAUUUGUUUCAUUGAAUACAAAUAAUUUGAGGAUUAAUGAGAGGAAUGAUUAAUG
Messenger RNA from Sesamum indicum (sesame), 1397 nucleotides. RefSeq lists its product as uncharacterized. NCBI's taxonomy places the organism in Eukaryota, Viridiplantae, Streptophyta, Magnoliopsida, Lamiales, Pedaliaceae. The record is from RefSeq and is a predicted model, not a curated record.